AUGACCUCUAGCGUAUCCACGACCCAGCUGGGCCGUCACUUCUGGGGAUCGAUCCGCGAUUCCGUUGCCGUCCUCGCCGCAAGAUUCCCCGGCCGCCGACCGCCGCCGAACCACCUUCCAAACCCGCCAGCAGCAGGGCAGUUCUUUUUCAACACACCACACUGUCAGAACACGCGCUUCUUCCACUCCGCGAGACGUUUCUUCCAGCCGUAUCCCUCCCGAAUCCCCCCCAGGAAUGUCCGGAAGAGUUGUGCUUCGGGCGGUUUGCUGCUUCUCGGACUUAGCUCUAGUCCACACUCGACAAGCGCAGUUGUGACAACAUGCUCUGCCGCGGCCGACUCGGCGCUGGCAGGGACUUCGGGGCAGAGAGCGAACUUGAGCCAGCUGGCUCGCCAAGCAUGGCAGCAGGGUCGACAAGCCAGAAGCUGGCGGGGACCCUCUGCCAAAAGGGCCAGUAGCUCGAGCACCAAGGGGGAAGGAGACAAGAGCAAGCCGCCUUCUCUCAAACAGGAGCCAGAGACACCCAGGCCAGACCCGGUCAGAACGCCAGCUCCCGGAUCUUCCGAGCACGAGACGCUGGCAGAGUCGAUGUCCAAGUAUCUUCACCUUCCCCAUCGGCCCACAAAGGAGGAGCUGCUUGCAGCGGCAACGGGGUUCUGGCAACGGCUGAAAGUACGCUUCAAAUGGGCUUCGAUUAGGAGCAUGCGGCCUUGGAACGCUGACGAAUGGGGGGCAUUUGUUUCUUGGUUCCUGUUUGGGCACCUCGUGUGGAUCUUGGUCGGAACUACCACCUUUUUCUCUCUAAUAAUUUUGUUUAUCAACACGGUAUUUGCACAAGAAACCCUCGCAAAGUGGAUCGGCGACUACCUCACACAAUCAGCCGGCCUGACCGUCGUUUUCGAAUCGGCAAUCGUUCCGAAGUGGAAGGACGGCGUCAUCACCUUCCGUAAUGUUUUCGUGUCUCGACGGCCAGGACAGGGCAAAUCAUCCGUGAAGAAGGGCUCUUCCAACGCUGCUGCGGAAGCGGCGGCAGCCAGAAAGGCGGGCCAGGAAACAGCUGUCGUCGAGGAAGAAGACGACGGUAACUACAGCCAAUUUGACGUGACGAUCGACACGGUCAACGUCACGCUAUCAUUCAUCAAGUGGUGGAAUGGCAAGGGCUUGCUGAAGGACGUCGAGGUCAAAGGCGUCCGAGGCGUUGUGGACCGGACUUCUGUCCGCUGGGCAGCUACGGACCAGGACCCCCUCUCCUAUAGACACGAACACAACCCGGGAGAUUUUGAGCUGGACUACUUUAAGCUGGAGGAUCUGUUGGUCACAGUCCACCAGCCCGGCGGGUUCCGCCCCUUUUCCGUCUCCAUCUUUUCUUGCGAGCUUCCGCAGCUGCGGAAACAGUGGCUCUUCUACGAUUUCCUCUCCGCUUCACAUAUGUCGGGUUCCUUCGACGGGUCACUCUUCACCAUUCACCCCCGACAGAUCCACGGCGUGUCCUCGGCGGCGGAGCGUCGACACGACGAAUUCGGCGACACAUCCGUCUGGAAGAAAUUUUCGCGGUGCCGCAUCGACGGGCUCAAGAUUGACCAUCUCAACCGCAACGUUGAGGGGCCCUUCGGUUGGAUCUACGAAGGAAAUGUCGACAUUGUCGCCGACAUCAUGUUUCCCGCUGACCCUGAAGAAGGCAUCGGCAAGGUAGUAGCCGACUUCUAUGACAAGAUGGAAGAAGCGGUUACCAGCAACCGCUACCUCAAGAUUCUCGAAACUGCCAGCAGCCGAAACCUUGAACAAGAAAUAGACGUCGUCGAUAACUCCACGCCGGGCGCCUCCUACAACGGCCAAAAUGACAGUAACGACCAAACCGACGACCCUCCCUCCUCCCCACUGGAAGAAGCUCUCUCCUCCCCCACCCCUCCGGCCAUACCAACCACCACCCCAGCCAACCUCGCCGCCGCCUCCGCCCUCUCCUCCUCCUCUUCCUCCUCCUCUUCCUCCUCCUCUUCCUCCUCCACAGAACCCCCCUCUUACUUGGUCAUGGACAUGCGCAUCCACCUCAACGACGUGCGCGCCGCGGUCCCGCUCUUCAACAACCGCCACAUGAGCUACGUCAACCAGGCGCUGGUGCGACCCAUCGUCGCCUACAUCAACGCCAAGCGCACCUACAUACCCGUCAACUGCCGCGUCGUGAAACGCCUCUCGGACUUUGACGGCUCCUGGACCGUGUACGACUGCGGGCUGAUGGAUGACACGGGCGCCGAGGUGUACGCGGCGUUUGCGCGCUCCGUCGAGGACCAGCAGAGCCGCGUCCGAAGGUUCAAGAGGGUUGGGCUGUGGACGGUUAGCUUGGUUGUGCAUGCUUUGCUUGCGGGGGUGGCGGGGGAUUUGAUGUAG
Parathielavia appendiculata is the source of this 2385-nucleotide messenger RNA. RefSeq lists its product as uncharacterized. Gene Ontology annotation, biological process: mitochondrion inheritance. Bases 1 to 2385 code for a protein of 794 amino acids. The record is from RefSeq and is a predicted model, not a curated record. NCBI's taxonomy places the organism in Eukaryota, Fungi, Ascomycota, Sordariomycetes, Sordariales, Chaetomiaceae. Gene Ontology annotation, cellular component: mitochondrial inner membrane. The transcript has 2 exons.